UCCAAUAAUAUCCCUGGGAUUUUUUUCCCAUAAGUUGUGUCGGAGUUGUACUGUGGGUGUGAUAAAUUCCUCAAUGGUAUCAUUGGGGAAUUAUUUUCGAGGCCAUUACUGCGCUUACGUGUAUUCUGAAAGAGGAGAGACGGUGAAUAAUUAAUUGCUUGUGCGCACACACCGAAGUUAUAUGGCAGUGGUGGUCUAAAGUCGAAAUAUGGACGUAGCAUGGACUUGCUGGCUAAUACGUGUGUAUUUAUGCCAUGGGAGAUGCAUGGUCGUUCCCACUAGCCAGAAAAACGACAAUGCGUAGGUUUUAGAAGAAGAAAGUUAACCGCACCAAAAAAUAGCACCAGUCAAAACCAAAAUGGCAACUAUCGAUGGCUCGUCUGAGCAGACUGUGUCAUGUAAUGCGGAAAGAUUAGUGCGUGUAGGCUAUUAUGAGUUCGAGAAGACCAUCGGCAAGGGUAAUUUUGCCGUGGUGAAGCUCGCAACACACAAAGUAACUCAGUCUAAGGUUGCCAUCAAAAUAAUUGACAAAACAAAAAUAGAUGCUGAUAAUUUGAGAAAAAUCCUCCGAGAAAUAGAGAUCUUGAAGAAAUUAAGACAUCCCUACAUAAUUCGGUUAUAUCAAGUGAUGGAAACAGAGCGCAUGAUUUAUCUUGUCACUGAAUAUGCCAGCUGUGGGGAAUUGUUUGAUUAUGUUGCAACACACGGAAAGAUGAGAGAGAGAGAAGCUCGGACAAAAUUCAUGCAGAUUGUAGCAGCUCUGCGAUAUUGUCACAAACGUGGCAUUGUACACAGAGAUCUAAAAGCAGAAAAUUUGCUCUUAGAUAAGGACUUAAAUAUUAAACUUGCAGACUUUGGGUUUAGCAACUUUUACACACCAGGAGAGCUGUUAUCAACGUGGUGUGGCUCCCCUCCUUACGCUGCCCCAGAACUCUUCGAAGGCAAAGAGUAUGAUGGGCCCAAAGCUGAUGUUUGGAGUCUGGGAGUCAUAUUGUAUGUGUUGGUGUGUGGAUACCUGCCGUUUGAUGCCAAAACCUUACAGACCUUGAGAUCGCUCGUGGUAGCUGGAAAAUUUAGAAUACCAUACUUCAUGUCCUCAGAUUGUGAUAAUCUUAUUCGUAAGAUGUUACAAGUAGACCCUGAGAAGAGAAUAAAUAUAGAACGGAUAAUGCAACAUAGAUGGAUAACAGUGGAAGGUCUAGACCCUAAAAUUGAAGAAAUCCUCCAGUACUACAACACACCGAAGUCUGAACUUCCCCCACCUGACAACGACCAGGUGCUAGAGCACAUGAUGCACAUAAUACCCGACUUAGAUAGAGAAAAAAUAUUGCAGUGUGUGCAUGGGAUGAAGUUUGACCACAUUAGUGCCAUAUACCACCUCCUGGAAGAGAAGGUGGCAGAAGCUGCAUCAGCUUCGGCGUCACCCUCCAUGGUCCUUUACCCACAGGCCCUCCCAGUUGUACCCACACACCACAGAAAGUCCUCCAUUACCACUGGGUUUGUCGACAGAAGUCCAGUCUCUGACACGGAUGAGACUCCGCGGGGCCUGGAGGAGACUCCGCGUGUCCUGCCUCUCUUCUCCUGUUCACCCAUUUCUCAAAAUCUGCCUGUCCUCCAUGACCCAUACCAGGCAAACUUUCUGGAGAAGUAUGGUGACACAGACUUCAGUGGAGAGUCAGAUACAGAUGAACCCAGUCAGCGGUGUGUACACAAGUACCUGUGCUCUAGAAGACACACUGUUGGACCUGGAGACACUCGUCAUGAAGAGGUAAUGGAAGCUCAUAUGCGAGGUCAGCUUCAGUUAUUAGCGCCAGGAGGGUUGGGAGCGAUGAGUGGCUAUCCGAUUCCUCCCAUGUCCCUCCUUCCUCAUACAAACUUGCCACAGAACCUUCCUCUAGUAAAAAACUUUCCUCCUCAAAACUUCUCCAUCAAAGAUCAACAUCUUCUCAAACCACCACCUUUUAUGCAUCCUGCAGGUGGAUUGGGUAGACGAGCAUCGGAUGGAGGAGCCAACCUUCAGAUGUACUUUCAGCGGCAGUUUCCUGAUGGAGGCUGGAGCCAUCCGAACAGUCAAGAGCAAAUUACGCAGCUGGGUCUAGGUGCCAGUUGUCUAGGGGGUCACUCCCAGCCACUGCCUCAGCAAGAUGAUGACCUUCUGGGUCACAGAGAUGAUGAAAUUGACCCUAGUGAUAUUGCCCAGUACAUGGCAGGUAGAGGAAGCAUCCAGAGAGCAACAUUACCGCUGGUCACACCUAAGGACGGUCAAGAACCCCAGAGAAAGAUGCCACCUAAUAGAGCAAGAAAAACUGGGUUACCUAUGGUGACAGAAAGACCACCUGUAAUCAAUCCAGAAUUAAGACUGGAAGCCGAAGAACGAAUGAAACGAGACUAUACGUCAUCCCACCUGCAAAAUCUAUAUAACAAUGCCCUGCUUAUGGGAACUCCAUUGGCCCCAGGCAUUACUACAGGCAUUCCUCCAUCUUCGAGCGCAAAUUAUGCCAUCAAACCAGGCAUCGUGUCCGGCAUUCCCCAUCCUCAGUCCUCCAAAAGACUUCCAACUACUUCUCCUCAUAACUUGUCCAACCAUCCUUAUAUUGGGUACAGCUGUUGUUCUCCACCACUUAGUAUACCCUCCUCAUCCUUUGUUUCCCAAUCAUGUUCUUCUUCUUCAUCUUGUUCCUCCACUUCCCAUCCUUCUCCCUCCACAACCCCAGGGAUAAUCUCAGGUAUUCCACCCCAUAACAACAACAACAACAUCGUCAACAACAACAAUCCAUGGCAAAAACACAGAGAACGAAAGAGAAAGACUGGCCUUCCCACAGUGCUGGAAAAUAACUGGGUUGUCUCGGCUCCAGCAGAAGCGACUGAUUGCACCACAGUGGGUAGAGAAAAUUAUAAGGAUUCCAUAUAUCUCACCUCGGAUCGUUACUCCCCGGGAAACAUUAUGCGCCGGGCAUCAGAUUCGGCCACCUUCAGCCUCUCCAAUAUAAAUCAAGAAUUCCAGCAACUUCAGAAGCACAGCGGAGUAACAGAUGCAGCCUUGCAGGCAGAACUUCAGCGUGGUCACUCUCUCCAUCGGAUGGGAGCUGCAUCUUCUCCAACGUCGUGUGCACACAGAGGGAGCUCACCUGCCCCGAACAUCAUGUCACCUUGCCCACCAACCGCCAUGCUUGGGGGGUCUAUAGCUGGGGGGUCACCGUGUCGUUCCCCGCUUCCUCAAACUCCAAGCCCACUCCACCAACAGACCAUCCCUCUGAUCUCACCGACACCCUCCCCACCAGUACCUCCAACAACUCCACCAUCAAUACCAAGUUCCCCGUUACACCACAGUGGGAGUAGCAUAGAAGGUACAGCUCUCAGUUUGAGUCGGCUGCAACUCCAUCCCCCGUCCUCGCCUGCUGGGCUUCGCAGCCCAUCACACCGCCAGUCACCUCCUCUAGUGUUGUCUCCUCAGCCUUCAUCUCCAGUAUCUUUGUUAAAUCCAGGUGCACCCCUCUCACCACCUCCCCCAGGCCUCAUACCACGGCCUGGGCCCUCACCUCCACCUCUUGCACUGGACAGUAUUCGAGAGGAGCCUCUAGGAGGAUGCCACAUUUCCCACCAGAUACCUCGGAGCACACACACCUUCACUCAGAACCCCCAAAUCUCUAUAACUGAUGAGAGUGGGGGCCAGGUGAUUAUUGGUUCCUCAUCAGACUCUUCGCCAGAUGUGUCAGAUGACAUGGACUCUUCGCCCUUUCCUUCACCUCCGGCUUCUGACCACAUUACUUUGUUUCCUCAUCUUUCUCCUCAAAGGUUAUCGAAAGGCCUAAGCUUAGACUCUGCGCCAUUACCAUGUGUUGGUCAGUAUGACACUCAAGGACCAUCCAUAACAAGGGGUACGGCUGGGUUUUUUGCAUCUUCGCGUAGACACCCAACAACGGACAACAACAAUGUCCAUAGAGCUCGUAAUGAACGAAAUUUAGUGCGACAAAAUGCCAUUACAGGAACCCCACGGAACCACAUGCUUAUUACCAGCAUGGAGUUUAGACAUAGUUUUCCUCCAUUCCAUAAUGGAGGAACAGGUGAAAGUGACACAGAAAUGACAGACAUUAGUCCUUCAGGGGAUCAGUUGCCCUUAGUGGAGCGUGGCGUCAUAGAAUUGGAGUUGCCUAAAACAGGAAGUGGCUCUUUCUUAUUGACCCUUCCAACUAAGUGGUCAGGUAUGGCACAGGAAGAAUUAGUAGGUAGUAUAAUGCAUAUACUUGAGAGGCGAGCUCCUUCAAUUGUCCGAGAAGGAGUUCGGGACUGUGGCCUUUCUAUAAGGGACCCAACAGGAGCCCAGGUGGACUUGGAGGUGCACGAAGGGUCUGCGGCAGACUCUCGUGCCCUCAAGAUGCGCAGAGUGUCUGGAGAUGAGGACCAAUAUACACAGCUUUGCCAACAGCUAAUUGAUUGUAUGACGACCUAACAUUGACUGUAGUUUACUGUGUGUGUGAUGUGGAAGUGUUUGCACAUGCAGAUACUUCCAGAAUGGAUCGUGUGCAAUUGUCGAAGAGUGCGUUGAAGUCAGGAAAUAGAAGCCGUAAGUAGUUUAUGGUGAGGCUUGAUUUCCUUAUGAUAACACCUAACACAGCCCCGUAAUGCAGUGCUUGUUUUCCUGUUCACAACUCUGAACACAAACCAUGUGGCAUCACUAUUUGAGGCUUCAACUUUCUGAUUUCAAUACUUAUUGACUUGUUUAUUUGUUGUAAUAGUAAAAGCCAUUUCUAAUCUCUCUCUAAAUAGACAGGAAAAUUUAAAGCAGACUAGUGUUUAGUUGUUUCUUUUUCUAUUGACUUUUGUUAUUUAAUAUCAUUGAAAUAUUAGAAUAUUAGUAUUCUAAAAUUUUGCUUGGGUAUUCUCUGGCCUGUCUAUUUAGUAUCAUUUAUAAGUUAUGUUUGUGUAUGUAUGUUGUUAUAUUAUAGAAAUGUAUUUCACAUUUAGAUGUUAAAAUAGUCAUUAAGGAUUUCUCAGUGUCUUUCAGGAUUUACAGCCAUCAUUUUCCUUUUUAAAUCUAAUUAAUUGAAAAUGACAUUAUUGAACAGAGCAGAAGUAUCUGCAUUUUAAGUGCAUAUUAUAUCCAUUUAAUUCUCUACAAGUUGCCUUCUGGACUGCAUUCCAUUGUUGUGGUUAUUCUGCUCUUUAUUCAGAUUUUCAUGUAUAUCAAAGGCCAAAAGUAUGAAGGAAAUAUAAAGGCUUUGUUUUUGAAAUGCCAUAUGAAAAUAUGGAAAAUCUGGGCAUUGGUUUGGUAUUACAAUGUGUUCAGUGUCUUUAUGAAACAGGCCAGUGUUUUGACUGCAGAAAGCUCAGGCUAAAUUUAGUGCCUUUUGCUUUAUGACAGUGACACUUGACAUCUUUGGUUCAUUUAGGAAUGAGGUUGAUGCUGUAUAAACAAACUCAUAAGACAGGAAAAGUUUAAAUUUAUCUUGAUAGUGUAUGGCUACAUAUAUUUAAUAAGUAUGACUUUAUACUCUCUCACAUGCACAAACAAUUCAUUGGAAGGGAACACCAUAAACUUAAGGAAGAAAUAUCAUUUUCAUUAUUGGGAUUUUUAACUAUUUUUCUAUAUUAGUAUAAAGUGAGAAAACAUCUAAAUUUAAAAAACAAAGAACAUACUAAAUUAUGUCAUAACACUUGUUCAGUAAAUGAGUAGUUGGGCCAAAGACUUGCUUUUAUAUUUCCACUGCUUUUGGAAAUGCCCCUCAAAGUGCCAACUAAGUAUUUCCUCUGGGUAUCACCUAGCUGCAACUGCAUACACCUAAAGGCAAUACAGUCAAGCCUCUUUAAUCCAACACACUAAUGGAUGUUAGAGCAAGUCUUGUUUUCACCCAUGACGAUAAGAAAUGGAAUUAGUUAUUUAGUUUAUCAUAAAGACAAAACCUGGCUAAAAGCAAUUUCAAAAAGUAGUUCCUAACUUCAUGGAAGUAUUAAUUUUUAGUGUUGGAUUAUCAAGGUAUGGCUACCCUGUGCUGAUCCUGGCGACUUUAUAGAGACUUGGUGCUACUGGAGAGGAUUAGGACUGACAUUGUUUAGCAUUGAGUCUUUGUGUACAGGCAUCCUACUAUUGGUGUUAAAAUCUACUAUUUUUCAAAUAUAUUUAUGCAAAAAUAUUAUAUUACUGUAAAGUUUAAAUUCAUAGGUACUUUGCUUGGAAAAAUAAUUAGUUUAAUUUUGAAAGUUUUCAGUGCUUUAGAUGAAACUGUAACAUAAUAAUUAAACACUUCCAGUGAUAAUUAUUUCAUAGUCAGCUAUCAUAGCAAAUUUUCAUAUAUUUUAAAAAUGUUGCCAAAGUUCUAAGAGUAGUAUUUUUUGUACGUGUGAUCAACUUGUCAUGUGUAUGACCAAGGUAAGAUGAAGCUAAAGUUGGGUGGCAAGAAUAAUACAGUACGUAUUCAAACAAUCUACCUCAUACCAAAUUAAUGUAAACCUGAUUAUAAUAAUUUAAAAUGAUCUUGCUUGAGAAAAUAUGGAAAAUUCACUAGGAGGUUAAUGCCUUUAUUGAGCAAUGAUUGUACAUUUAAGAGGUAAAAAGACAAAAAUAUUUUUUGUGUAGCAGAUUCAAAGGCAAGAAUCUGUUUUGUAGAUGAAAGAGAAUUAAUAGUGUAAUCAAUCAUUUUUACUGAUGAAGAUAAUUAUAUUUCAAGCUACCAUAAUUUUGAGGAUGGUGGAAUAUAUGCAACUGGAUUUACUUGGAUUAAAGUGUUAUAAACAUGGAUGAAAAGUGGGAAACCCUUGGACUAAAAACUAAAAAAGGAAAAGGGUAAAACAGUUCUAUAUAUUUCAGCAUCAGUCUGAGACCCCCUUCAGCAGAACUGAAAAGGGUCUCUUUGGAUGGAGUAAAAACACAGUGUAUUAACCAGUCAAUUUCCACAAAAUUUUGUGUUAUUGGUAGUUGGAAAUUAGUGUGUAUUCUCAAUCAUAAGAUUAUCCUUUAAUUCCUCUAGCUUAAAGUUUCCCAAAAUAUACCCUUGAUUUAUGAAUGAAAUAAAUUAGUUGUAGCCUCGCAGAAAUCUUUGCAUGAGAGUGAGGCUUAAAACCUUCAUUAAUCAAAGUAUGUUGGCGUAUUUUGUUAAUUUCAUUCUUGUUAAAGCAAUUAAUGAUUUAAGUUUCUCUGAUUUUAAAUAAUUAAUUCCUAAAUAUAAAAACUUAAGAGUGACGACAAAUAAUGGCAUACUUUUGCACUGAUUAAAUAUUGCACAUGCAGCAUUCUACUAUAUAUGUUAGCCCUUGUGGCUUAGCGCUUCUUUUUGAUUAUAAUAAUAAUAAUAAUAAUACUAUAUAUGCAGUACAAAUCUUUGAGUGAGAUGCUCAUUUUAUAGUGACAGGCAGGGUAAUUUUUUUGUUAUAUUGAAAAACAAAUUCCUUUAAGAAUUAUGGAAGACAGUAAGUAAGUGGAAUGAAUUUUGAGGACUAACCUUUGUCUUGAAGAAGAGUUCCUACUACACUACAUACAACAGUACACACAUUCAUGGUAUUUAACCCUUAAACUGUCCAAACAGAUCUGUGUUCACAUGUGUAGUGCUUCAAAAGUAGAUUAAUGUUUUUUUUGCAUAUUUUCAAAUAUAACAAAAAAAAACAUAGAUCAAAGUUUUUUUACACGUUUUCAAAUGUAAAAAAACAAAAAGAAGAUCUAUUUUUUUUUUUACAUACUUUCAAAUGUUGAAAAAACGUAGAUCUACGUUUGGACAGUUUAAGGGUUAAUGAUGAUGAUAUUCAUGUGUUUUAUUUUUGAACACUGGCUGUCUCCCACCAAGGCAGGGUGACCUGUAAAAGAAGAAACAAGUUUUUCCUUUUGCAUUUAUUAAAUUAUACAGAAGGGUUACAAGCCUCUUGCUACUGGCAUUUUAGUCACCUCUUAUGACACACAUGGCUUACGAAGGAUGGAUUCUUUUCCACUUCAUUGAAGUAUUGAUGAAUUAAAAAAAAAAAUCAGACUUAUGGUAGAGUCUAGAUACAAAUAUUUGAAUUGGAAGGAUAUCUUUUGAAUUGCAGCAGAUUAGUAAAAAAAAUCGUGGGACGUAUUUUGUGAAGAACUUGGAACUAAAUUUACCAUGGGUGGGGAAGGGGGCUGACACAAUGUAAUUUGUGUGGGGGUGGGUAGUGUAUGUACACACAGUAUGCAGUAGCUGGUGUAUAAAUGAUCAGUCAUAUAAAUUGUCUGGAAAAGGCUGAGUUGUGUAGCAAACACUAUGAGUUAAAGUGUAUCAUGUAGGAAAACCUGGCAAAUAAUAUAAUGUCUACUGCUUAUAUUAAGACAGACAUCCCAUGAAUUGUUCACAUUGUGAAAAUGAAAAUGGCUAAGUUGAAGUGUGACUUGGUUUGACUAGCUAAUUUUUUUUUUUUUUUAACACGUCAGCCGUUUCCCACCAAGGCAGGGUGACCCAAAAAGAAAGAAAAAAACUUUCAUCAUUAUUCAACAUUUUCACCAUCACUCAGACAUAAUCACUCUCUGCAGAGGCACUUAGAUACGACAGUUUAGACGUCCCUCCAAACUGCCAACAUCCCAAACCUCUCCUUUAAAGUCCAGGCAUUGUACUUCUCAUUUCCAGGACUCAAUUAUGUUGACAUGGAGAGCGUAUAAAUCUGUAUGGGAAGGAAGGCAGGGUAGGGGUCGUCCUCAAAAAGGUUGGAGGGAGAGGGUAAAGGAGGUUUUGUGGGCAAGGGGCUUGGACUUCCAGCAAGCAUACAUGAGUGUGUUAGAUAGGAGUGAAUGGAGAAGAGUGGUUUUUGGACCUGACGAGCUGUUGGAGUGUGAGCAGGGUAAUAUUUAGUGAAGGGAUUCAGGGAGACUGGUUAUUUUUGUAUAGCCAGACUUGAGUUCUGGAAAUGGGAAGUACAAUGCCUGCACUUUAAAGGAGGGGUUUGGGAUAUUGGCAGUUUGGAGAGAUGUGUAAUAGGACGGUAUAUAUAUAAUUGGGGCCCUGAUAUUAUAUUCUAUAGGGAGUUUAUUAUAUUACUUUAGGUCACUUUUUAUAUUGUAUUUUUAUAGAUGCUUCUAAACUGUUAUACAUAUCUGGGCACCUCUGCAAAAACAGUGAUUAUGUAUGAGUGAGGCGAAAGUGCUGAAUGAUGAUGAAAGUAUUUUCGUUUUGGGGAUUUUCUUUCUUUUUGGGUCACCCUGCCUAGGUGGGAGAUGGCCAACUUGUUGAAAAAAAAAUGUGCAUUGACUUUCAACAUUUAUUUUCUUAAAUUUUAAUGAGGAAAUUAACCUAGGCAUUAUUAAUGUAAACAGGGAAUACGAUUAUUCUGCUCAUUAGCUUUAAAAGAAUUGCAUACAAAAUAGUGUUGGUGUUAACACUUAACAAUCUUGAUCAAAGUGUCAUGAAUACAUUCUUACAUUCCUGUUCAGUAAGAUAGUGAGGGAAGUGUAAUAAGUAAUUUGUGUGUUGUAUUUAUAUUCUCAUUGAUUUUAAAUGCAAACUUGCCUUGAGUUAUACUUGCUUAUAGCAGGGUUUUCUUAAAGUAUUGGUUUUAACAGCAUUUGUAUUUUCUGUUUUGUACGUAUAAAUUUUGGUAUGCAUCUGUUCCUGUGCAUGCCCAGUUUUUGUAUUGCUCCCUUUUUAUUGUUUUCUAUAUUUGGCAACAUUUUUAGAAUUUUGACUGUGGUUUGCUAGAAUUAUGAGAAUUACAAUUAGUAACACAUUUAAGUACAAGAACUAUAUGAUAUACACUUUGUAUAGUGGAAAAUCAGACCAAUGCACUGCACACAAGAACUCAAGGCUGAACCCAAACAUGAACUAAUGUACUCUUUUUAUGUACUUGCAUAUGUUUGAGCUGCUCUUAGUCUUUAUCUCUGUUGUUUCUCUUCUUGCCACAUUUGACAUUGUUGUUUAUAUUCAGCAAAAUUAGGAGUUUUCAAAUGUAUUUGAAAUUUAUGCUCUGCAGUAUACUUACGUGAACUAAACUGACAUCUCGGGUAUCCGGGAUCUUAUUGGCAGGAAAUUUGAUCUUGCUGGACAUUGCCUUUCACGUUAAAUUUUUUUAAGCGUACCUCACUUCAAAUUCUCUUGUAAUGUAGAUACUGUAUGUAUAAAAUACUUGAUACGCUUGAAUUAAGUCCAUUAGCACCUGAUGUCCCACAAGAUGAAGAUUUGUACCAAUUGUUAUUGCCUUGGUCGGGAAUUGUAGUUCACCGAGACCUGGUAGAAUGGGUCCAUUUGAUCUAGUCAUGGAGUGCAGAAGUGUGGUACUGCAUUCCCAUCAUUCCAUUUUCCAUCAUUCCCAGUCAUUGUGUUUUGCAUCACCAUUCUUAAGUGUUUACAUAUAUGCUACAGUACAUGCUUUUAUGCUUUACCUACUUGCACAAGUUUGUUAUAUUAUCAAGCAGUUUGAUGUCUUAUACUUUAUUUCCAUUUUACUUUACAUUAAACAGGUUAGCUGUAGGUCAUCACUUACAUUUCAUUUGAUUUAUUAUGAUAGACAUUAUUUCAUCAUGUCAUAGUAUACAUUGUACAUUGUUAUGUGAUGUGUUUUAUAUUGUUCCAUUUGCUUUAUACAACUUUCAAUUGAAUUUAUUUUCACUGAGCCAUUUCAGUAAAAGAUUUUCUUCGUUUAUUGAUGUAUACAUCUAUUAUUUUAUGGUGUGUGUGUGUGUGCGUGUGUGUAUGUAUGAUAUAUAAUUUUUUUUAACAUGCCAGCUGUCUCCCACUGAGGUAGGGUGACCCAAAAAAAAAAAAAAAAAACUUUCACCAUCAUUCACACUAUCACUGUGUUGCCAGAGGCACACAGAUAUGUCAGUUUAGAUGUCACAUAUCCUAC
This is a messenger RNA of Cherax quadricarinatus, 10779 nucleotides long. Its product is annotated as serine/threonine-protein kinase SIK3. Lineage: Eukaryota; Metazoa; Arthropoda; Malacostraca; Decapoda; Parastacidae. Gene Ontology annotation, biological process: intracellular signal transduction; protein phosphorylation. Gene Ontology annotation, cellular component: cytoplasm. The record is from RefSeq and is a predicted model, not a curated record. Gene Ontology annotation, molecular function: ATP binding; protein serine/threonine kinase activity.